CUGUGGAAGAUGGAUGCAGUGAGGUGUUUUUUGUUGGAAAUGAAGUCGAGAUAGAGUUGAGGUUUACAGCUGCCGAAAAGAGGCGCAAUGGUGGCUUCAACCGCUAACGGCAGGCAAAAGUGAGACAUAAAAUGGAAGUGAGCCGAGCAACGUGGGGAUGGCGUAGGUACUUCUUUUGCCGAGUUUCUCUUCAGGUUGUGUGUACUUCGUACGUGUGUUUUCUUUUCUUCUUCCAAGCGGGUCUGCCUCUUGGAAACUUCCGAAUCCAAUGCCUAAGGUACCUUAGAUACGUUUUUUCUAGAUUCCAGGCCGCUCUUUUUUCUUCUGCCGCUGUCUUGGGUUCCAACUCCCGUCUUCCAUCUACGUACUACAUAGCAGUAAGCACCUACUGUACAAUACAGUACAUGGGGGGUACCGACAGGCCUCGUCAUCGACGCAAUUCGCAGCCCAGAUGCGCGAACAUCUCAGGCCCACUCACACUGGCCUCUGGAACCCCUGCACCUCUCUGGUCCAGUAUCUUGACAACCCGCCCCUCCCCUCCACCGACGCCUCACUCGCGGCGAUGUCGAUACGAAUGCUCCGUGAUCGUGAUGGGAGUGGUGAGCCAGUUCCGCACUCAGCAUAGGAAUUGCACACCCUCUUCUUACGCACCGUCGAAACGCGAAACGAGGAAUGCCCUGGGGUAUGGAGAGAAAGAGAGAGGGAAAAGGAGCAAGGGCUUCGAGCGGAGAGGCGACGAGAGAGAGAGAUAGAAGAAAAAACGGGACGACGCCACUGCAUAUAUGAUAUAACAUCAUAUCCCCGGGAGCUUUCACUAGCAGCCGGGAGUUGCGCAGCCUCGCUAA
Molecule: messenger RNA, 845 nt
Organism: Lasiosphaeria miniovina
Lineage: Eukaryota; Fungi; Ascomycota; Sordariomycetes; Sordariales; Lasiosphaeriaceae
Exons: 2
Coding region: 132-752 (206 amino acids)
Source: RefSeq, a predicted model, not a curated record